This is a messenger RNA of Acanthamoeba castellanii str. Neff, 351 nucleotides long. RefSeq lists its product as uncharacterized. The coding region runs from base 1 to 351 and encodes 116 amino acids. The transcript is spliced from 4 exons. Lineage: Eukaryota; Discosea; Longamoebia; Acanthamoebidae. The record is from RefSeq and is a predicted model, not a curated record.
AUGAAGUUUGCAUUCAAUGCCUGGGGGCGAACGCUGGCUCUUGCCGGUGGCUAUCGUACGGCCGUUGGGGUCUUGAUCUAUCUCUUCCUGUAUCCGCUUAAGCUUGGCUCCUGGUGGCUUGGUCCCAUCCUCUGGAUCGUCAACUUCAACCAUCUGCCGCUGGGGAUUGCCCUCAUCCUGCUGGGUCCCUUCUGCUCGGUAGUGGUACCAACGGUGCUCGCCGGGGUGACCAUCGUGCUGGCUGGACUCUUCUACGUCGUUGCCGGAAUCAGGCGAGAGAAGGGCACUCCGCUCAAGGAGCUCAUGUGGAACUGUGGCGAUGACCCGAAGUCCAAGGGAGGCCGCGAGUAG